AAUGUCUAUAAAUUGCUUAAGAACAGCGAGGGCUCCGCUCCAAUCAAGAACGACGGCAACAGCAUUUUCGAGACCUAGAGAUUCCUCGAAACGAUUCGUGUCCUGUUCAGUGGUUUCUCUCAGAGUAGUUUCAUCCAUGUCUUACGACAAAGAGCUUGAUGCUGCUAAGAAAGCUGCUUCCCUCGCGGCUCGUCUGUGUCAGAAGGUUCAAAAGGCUCUGUUGCAAUCCGAUGUCCAAUCAAAAUCAGAUAAAAGUCCAGUGACAGUGGCUGAUUAUGGUUCACAAGCUGUUGUCAGCUUGGUUUUGGAAAAGGAACUCCAUCCCGAGCCGUUGUCGAUGGUGGCUGAGGAGGAUUCAGGUGAUCUACGCAAGGAUGGUGCACAGGAAGUUUUGAAAAGGAUUACAAAACUUGUGAAUGACACUUUGUCUAUGGACGAAUCAUUCGGUAAUUCUACCUUAUCCACGGAAGAUCUACUCAGGAUCAUUGACUGUGGCUCAUCUGAGGGUGGUCCGAAUGGUCGGCAUUGGGUCUUGGAUCCUAUUGAUGGUACCAAAGGAUUUCUGAGGGGAGAUCAAUAUGCAAUAGCUUUAGCCUUGCUCGAGGAAGGGAAAGUGGUGUUGGGUGUCCUAGCUUGUCCAAACCUUCCCUUGGCAUCCAUAGCUGGAGACAACAACAAGAACUCUUCAUCUGACCAAACCGGCUGCCUCUUCUUUGCCACAGUAGGUUCAGGGACAUACAUGCAGUUGCUAGAUGCAGAAUCUUCUCCUGUCAAGGUGCAAGUGACUGCCAUUGAAAACCCGGAAGAAGCAUCUUUCUUUGAGUCAUAUGAAGCAGCCCACUCUCUUCACGGUUUAUCUAGCUCCAUUGCCAAUAAACUUGGUGUCAAGGCACCACCAGUCCGGAUCGAUAGCCAAGCAAAGUACGGGGCGUUGUCCAGAGGAGACGGAGCAAUAUACCUUCGGUUUCCUCAUAAAGGAUACCGUGAAAAGAUAUGGGACCAUGCUGCAGGUGCCAUCGUCGUAUCUGAGGCAGGAGGGAUUGUUACUGAUGCUGCUGGGAAGCCAUUGGACUUCUCCAAAGGAAAGUUUUUGGAUCUCGACACUGGCAUUAUUGUCACCAACGAGAAGCUGAUGCCACUGCUGUUGAAAUCAGUUCGGGAAUCCAUAGCCGAGCAAUCUGCAUUGUGAUUCCUUCCGUAAGUUUCUUCAGUUUGAGUUCCAUAGUCUCUUUCCAUCUGUGGAGACAUGAGAUGAGAUUUGAAGUUGAAUUCCGUAAAGGGCUUUGUCUCCUUGCCCAUGUUUCUCAUGUCUGUUUGCUCUGAAAAUGUAUAAAUAAUGGCCGAAUCCAAUCUGUUUUACCA
Tarenaya hassleriana is the source of this 1362-nucleotide messenger RNA. Its product is annotated as SAL1 phosphatase. Lineage: Eukaryota; Viridiplantae; Streptophyta; Magnoliopsida; Brassicales; Cleomaceae. Gene Ontology annotation, molecular function: 3'(2'),5'-bisphosphate nucleotidase activity. Bases 2 to 1189 code for a protein of 395 amino acids. The transcript has 8 exons. The record is from RefSeq and is a predicted model, not a curated record. Gene Ontology annotation, biological process: sulfate assimilation; phosphatidylinositol phosphate biosynthetic process.